CACACCCCCAUGUACUUCUUCCUCCUCAACCUCGCCCUCCUCGACCUGGGCUGCAUCUCCACCACUCUCCCCAAAGCCAUGGCCAAUGCCCUCUGGCACACCAGGGCCAUCUCCUACGCAGGAUGUGCUGCACAGGUCUUUUUCUUUGUCUUCUUCCUCUCAGCAGAGUAUUGCAUUCUCACUGUGAUGUCCUAUGACCGCUACGUUGCCAUCUGCAAGCCCCUGCACUACGGGACCCUGCUGGGCAGCAGAGCUUGUGCCACUAUGGCAGCAGCUGUCUGGGGCACUGGGUUUCUUUAUUCUGUGCUGCACACUGCCAGUACAUUUUCCCUGCCUCUGUGCCAAGGCAAUGCUGUGAAUCAGUUCUUCUGUGAAAUCCCCCAGAUCCUCAAGCUCUCCUGCUCAAAGUCUGACUACUUCAGGAAAAUUGGGAUUAUUUAUUUUAGUUUUUGUUUAUCCUUUGGGUGUUUUGUCUUCAUUGUUGUGUCCUACGUGCAGAUCUUCAGGGCUGUGCUGAGGAUGUCCUCUGAGCAGGGACGGCACAAAGCCUUCUCCACGUGCCUCCCUCACCUGGCCGUGCUCUCCCUGUUUCUCAGCACAGCCAUGUUUGCCUAUCUGAAACUCCCGUCCUCCUCUUCUCCAUCCCUGGAUCUGCUGGUUUCAUUUCUGUACUCAGUGGUGCCUCCAACAGUGAAUCCUCUCCUCUAUGCUUUGAGGAACCAGGAGCUCAAGGCUGCAGUGAGCAAUACAUACAUCUUCAACAUCCAUAAGAUGCAUGCUAGUCUCACAGGAGUUUGA
Gallus gallus (chicken) is the source of this 798-nucleotide messenger RNA. Its product is annotated as olfactory receptor 14J1-like. The record is from RefSeq and is a predicted model, not a curated record. The annotation marks the transcript as partial. NCBI's taxonomy places the organism in Eukaryota, Metazoa, Chordata, Aves, Galliformes, Phasianidae. Gene Ontology annotation, biological process: G protein-coupled receptor signaling pathway. Gene Ontology annotation, molecular function: olfactory receptor activity; G protein-coupled receptor activity. The transcript has a single exon. Gene Ontology annotation, cellular component: membrane.